AUUUAAAAAAAACUGGUGGAAUUUCCUUUUAAUAAGACCCAAGAGACUUCUCCCACCAAAUUAUCAUUCAGUCUUUAUCUCUUAAUUCAGGCGCAGGCAGGUUGAACAUGGUAAAUUGUUCAGGGCUCUCUGGGGACGGAGCUCAAGGCGCUGCGUGUGACUCAUGAGUGGCUUAUAUUAGCAUAUAUGCUACGUUCACCACGACGAACACAGACCGGCUGCAGACUGGUGGAUGUUCACCUGUGGGAGAGCAGCCGAAGUGCUGGCUUAGCUCUCUCUCUCUCACACACACACACACACACAGUCACUCGCUCACUCAGUGCCCACGGCUGCGAGCAUCUGACUGUCCGUCUCUGUUUAUGGAGGCCACUUUUCCACCCAGCCUGACGGGCUGAGCGCCGCGGUGACUCGACGAAGCUCCACAUGUUCCCAGACACGUCGCGGGUCCCUGAGUGAUGUGAGCUGGAGAGGGAGAGAGGUUUUAUCUCUCACACGACAGGAGUGAAACGGCUCGGCUCACGCGGAGCUGCUCUCCAAGCCACGGCGAAAUCUUCCCCUCACAGGAGGAGCAGAGCGGAGAGGAGCUGCUGCCUCUCAGCCAGUCCGCCUCGGAGCGGCAGAGCACUCAUCUCCGGCGACUGAAACAGGUAGCGGCGAAGUGAGGAAAGGAUUUUUGGACUUAAUUUGACACAAACUAACCCACCGACACACAGAGAGGGAGAGAGAGAGGGAGAGAGAGAGGGAGGAGGAGGAGGAGGAGAGCUGGUGUGUUUCUUUGCUGGGAUGCGGAUUUUCUUUCCACAGCUCGCAGUUCCCUCGCGUCUCUGGCGUUUUUCGGAUUUAACGGCUCUGAGGAGGAGAAUAAGCGCAGUUUAACUGAAGUGCCCUUCACUGUAGUUUCUUUCUUUCUUUCUUUUUUUCUUUUGGACUGCUUUUCUCGCUUCUUAACGGCCAAGAAGAAACAUUGUAGGCGAAUCCUCUCCGGGUCCCCAAAAUAGCCUCUCAAAGCAGCACCUCAGGACAAAAAUCAGCGGCCGAGAAAGAAGAAUUCAAAGAAGAGGAAUCGAGGAGGGGGAGAGGAGCAGCUCGGGUGAGGAGCCGCGGUCACCUCAGUUCUUUUUCUGCGUUUAGUUUCCUCGCGCUGUGACUCGAGCCUCGCUUUCCGCGGGUGAACGUUUCGUCGAAGACUGUCCACUAGUGAGGGAGGUCGGCGAACAAGCUGCUGGCUCGGUCAUUUCCUGCGGCUGCAGACGGCUGGGUGGGCUGAGUGUGGAGGGGCCCUGUGAUGUGGAGCGCUGCAUAGGAGCCGCGUGGCCGUAGAUCAACCUGCUGCUGCCGCCAGUGCUCAAGAUGGAGUAAAGCCUCCCGCCUCCGGAGAUCAAAGGUGCCAACCCUGAUCAGCACCAGCUGGCUCUCGUGAAGGGCAGCAUGAGCACCUGAGCUGAGAGGAAAAGAGAGCUUGUUGCUUUGCCUCCCCGUCACCACCCCAGCGCCACGGCUCCGCCACCAGGAUAAAAGGUGGCUGUGCGCAGGGGGACCCCCGGGGCAGGACCCAUGAGGAGGUAUAGAAGAUGCUCGCAGCCUGGGCGCCUCUGCUCUUCUUAGCAAUGUGGGUGAGAAGCACCGCCAGUGGGCCGCUCUCCUUCAGAAUAGCUGCAAUUCUUGAUGACCCAAUGGAGUGUAGCCGGGGGGAGCGCUUAGCCAUCACUCUGGCGAAGGAAAGCAUCAACCGCUCCAGCAACCGCUCCACCACAGGCAAGCUGGAGGUGGACAUCUUUGAGCUGCUGAGAGACAGUGAAUAUGAGACAGGAGAGACCAUGUGCCAGAUCAUGUCUAAGGGGGUGGUGGCGGUCCUCGGCCCCUCUGCCAGCCCGGCGUCCAACUCCAUCAUCAGCAAUAUCUGUGGAGAGAAAGAGGUGCCGUACGUGAAAGUGGCUCCAGAGGACAUUCUGAAGGUGCAGUUCCCCCGCUUCACCACCUUGGACCUCAGGCCCACCAACACGGAUGUCAGCCUGGCUGUAGCUGGCCUCCUCACCUUCUUCAACAGCACCACGUCCUGCCUCAUCUGUGCCCAGGCCAACUGCCUAUUAAACCUGGAGGUGUUACUGCGACAGUUUCUCAUCUCCAAGGAAACCCUUUCGGUUCGCAUGCUGGAUGACAGCCAAGACCCAACCCCCCUCCUCAAAGAGAUACGAGACGACAAGACCGCCACCAUCAUCGUCGAUGCCAAUGCCACCAUGUCCCAUAUCAUCCUGGAGAGGGCAUCAGAGUUGGGCAUGCUCUCUGUCUACUACACCUACAUCUUCACCUCUCUGGAAUUCUCUCUGCUGCGACUGGACGAUGUAGCUGACCAACGGGUGAACAUUGUCGGCUUCUCUGUCUUCAACAAGACACAUCCCUUCUUCCAGGAUUUCCUUCUCAGCCUCAACCGCUCCUGGCAGGAGAACUGUGACCACGCCCCUUUCGCAGGAACACCGCUGUCCUCGGCGCUGCUGUUUGACGCGGUACACACGGUGGUGGCAGCUGUGCAGGAGCUGAAUCGUAGCCAGAAUGUGGGGGCCACUCAGCUGUCCUGCAAGUCCUCCAAAAUAUGGGAGCAUGGGACCAGCCUGAUGAACUACUUGAGGAUGGUAGAAUUGGAAGGCCUAACAGGCCACAUUGAGUUCAACAGCAGGGGCCAACGCUCCAACUACGCCCUCCGUAUCAUGCAGAACAGCAGGGAUGGCCUAAGGCAGAUUGGCCAGUGGCACUCAGAACAGGGGCUGUCCAUGGAGAGAAAGCUUCCCUCACUCAAUGUGACAGACACGCUCUUCAACACUACGCUCAUCAUCACCACUAUCCUGGAGAAUCCCUACGUGAUGCUAAAAUCCAACUACCAGGACCUGCAGGGUAAUGACCGCUAUGAGGGCUUCUGUGUGGACAUGCUGAAGGAGCUGGCAGACAUCCUGAAGUUCAAGUACCGCAUUAAGCUGGUAAGCGAUGGUGUGUAUGGAGUGUCUGGAGCCAAUGGAACCUGGACGGGCAUGGUGGGAGAGCUCAUCGCCAGGAAGGCUGACCUGGCUGUGGCUGGCUUGACCAUCACAGCCGAGAGGGAGAAGGUCAUUGAUUUCUCCAAGCCCUUCAUGACUCUGGGGAUUAGCAUCAUGUACCGUGUGCACUUGGGAAGAAGACCAGGGUAUUUCUCCUUCCUGGACCCAUUCUCUCCAGGGGUUUGGCUCUUCAUGUUGCUGGCGUAUCUGGCAGUUAGUUGUGUGCUCUUUCUGGUAGCCAGGCUCACCCCCUACGAGUGGUACAAUCCACACCCCUGCCUGAAGGGACGCUGUAGUCUGCUUAUUAAUCAGUACUCUUUGGGGAACAGCUUCUGGUUCCCUGUUGGGGGGUUCAUGCAGCAAGGCUCCACCAUUGCCCCCAGAGCUCUCUCCACACGCUGCGUCAGUGGAGUAUGGUGGGCCUUCACCCUCAUCAUCAUCUCUUCCUACACGGCCAACCUGGCUGCCUUCCUCACUGUGCAGAGGAUGGAGGUGCCCAUCGAGUCCGUGGACGACCUGGCAGACCAGACGGCCAUUGAGUAUGGCACCAUGCACGGAGGCUCCACCAUGACUUUCUUCCAGAACUCCCGUUACCAGACGUACCAGCGCAUGUGGAACUUCAUGCACUCCAAGCAGCCCAGUGUGUUUGUGAAGAGCACUGAGGAGGGCAUUGCCAGGGUGCUGAACUCCAACUACGCCUACCUGCUGGAGAGCACCAUGAACGAAUACUACCGGCAGCGCAACUGCAAUCUCACACAGAUAGGGGGCCUGCUGGACACCAAGGGCUACGGCAUUGGCAUGCCUCUGGGCUCGGUGUACCGGGAUGAGUUUGACUUGGCCAUCCUUAAACUGCAAGAGGAGAACCGGCUGGAAAUCCUCAAGAGGAAAUGGUGGGACGGCGGCAAAUGUCCAAAAGAGGAGGACCAUAGAGCCAAAGGCCUUGGCAUGGAGAACAUCGGAGGGAUCUUUGUGGUGCUGGUGUGUGGUCUAUUAGUAGCUAUCUUCAUGGCGGUGCUGGAGUUUGUAUGGAUGCUGCGUCAGACUCCAGGAACAGAGCUAUCGGUGUGUGAGGAGAUGCUGCGCGAGCUGCAGGGCAUCGUGCUGUGUCGGGACAGCCUGCAGCUGCGGCGGCGUCGCGGAGGUUCCUCAGCUUUGCGACCACGGCCCCUGGCCCUGGAGGAGCGGCGGCAACGAGCCACGGCCGCCAGCCUCAGCAAUGGCAAGCUGUGCACAGGUAGUGGCCUGCCCGAGCCCCUCCCCCACAGACUGGCUCAGGAGGCAGCCCUGGCAGCACGUGGUUGCAGCCACAUCCGCAUCUGCCCUGAGUGCCGGCGCUUCCAGGGGUUGCGCGUGCGUCCAGCCGGCCCACCGGGGGCCUCACCCACACACAGUGAGGACAGCAUGGAAUGGGAGAAGACCACCAACAGUAGUGAACCUGAAUAACCAGCCUGUGGACCCCGCUGUCCAUGUUCUGGAUUGGAACUUGAGCAGACCCGGGGUGUUGGCGCCUCCGAAAGGCAGGAUGCUACGCUCACACUGCUGCAAUUCGAGGACGGACUGAGGAGCCUAGGACUCCACCCAUCUGAACUCCCAUGUGCGGAUGUGUUUGUAUUUCAUGGCCCUUCUCCGGAGGGGAUCUGGUCUCUGUAUACACUGCCCCCUCUGUCAUCUGCCCCAAAUGGAGUUUUUGGAGCAAACAGCAGAGGGGCUUUGUCCUAUGCAGUAUUUUUUUUUCUUUUUUUGUCUUACCGUGCUGUUGAUUUUAAUUUUUAAAUUAUUCCUCCUUUGGUUGUGACAUCAAUCUAUUACAAUGGCUAUUAUCUUGUUCUCACAACUAUCCAUAAAUCCUCCUUUUUGUUUCUACAGCCAGUGGAAAGAGACUUCCUCACAGUAGACAGCUGCAGAGAACAAGUUGCAAAGACUUUUCACACCAUCAUGUUCUAGAACCAUUUUUUAAAGUGCCAAAUAAACUUUGUAUUGAUUUUGUGCUAUUUCAGCAUCAUGGCCUUGAGGAUAUGACGACAAAGAGAACUGAAACACAAAACCACCACGGUCUGUUUUUAAUUAUAGUGAUAUUCUAUUAUAAAAGAUUUUAAAAGAUGUUUCUGGAGGUUUGAGGUGCAUGUCAGAAGGUUUUUGAUGUUGGUGAAUGGAAAGUAUGAGAGAAUUUUUGCUUUUCCUAGUCCGUUCUUUUGCCCAGCAAGUUUGAAACCCUUAUCAAAGAUAUUUGUUGGAUUUAGCUUGUGCUGAAGGGAUUUUGUAGAUCAUCAAGCAUGAUUUGAGACUGCGGAAUGCUACGGUUCUAGCUGGCAGAGGUGUUCUGAGAAUAUUUGCCUCAUACUGUAGCAUUUUCAUAGGGCUGUUAACUGGAAACUGUUUCCAUUUUCAUUUUUCUGUAGUCUGACAUUAACAUCAGCUCUAUAGGAAAUCAGGACACCGUCUGUCAACAACAUCAUUUCCACUACUAAUGCUAGUUAGAACCUUUGGUAACACUCUCUAUGUAUUCAUAAUCCUGUAUUUAUGAGCCAUUAUAAAUGCACUUAUAACUCUUUGUAACUUGCCAAAAAUUGUGUGUAAGCAUAUUUAUAAACUUUCAUAAGGCUUCAUUAGGCUGUAACAAUGGGCUAAUUAUUUUGUGACUUUGUGACAUGUAGAAAUUCAGGUAUUACUACUCGUUAUAAUGCUUUUUAAUUGGUAAUGAUCUGUGCAUAAUUAUAAAGCACCUAUAAUAUAUUAACAACUAUAUAUAAAAAAACAUGUCAAAUAUCAUCACUGAGUGCUUUAAGUGACAUGAUUGAUUUUUUUUUGUUAUUCUUUGUUAUAAAUCAAUUUAUAAGGUACUCAUAAUUUUUCUCAUAAUUACAAAAGCACAGGCACAUUAUUGCAGUUGAAAUUCUAAAGAAAUACACUAAACACCGUGAUUUUGUACAGUAAGAACAAUUGCUUUGUACAUUGUUCUACAUGGAUGGAUGGAUGGAUGGAUGGAUGGACAUAGUGACGUAUAGGGGACACAGAAAUGUGAAUACACCAAAGUAUCACUUGUAUAUACACUUGACGUUAUGACAUUUUAAAUGUUCAUAAUGUUUUCAUUAUUAUUAAGAUGCAUAAUGUUUUAUAACUAGGUGCAGGUCAUUAUCUACUUAAAUAUAUGUAUACAUAUAAUGUAUGCUUAGAAAGCAUUGCUACCAAGUUACAAAGAGUUAUAAACACUUUUAUAACACUAUCAAUACAGGCUUCAUGGAAAGUGUUAUUGAACCUUUUCAUCUCACAGUCUCAAAGUCUUUCGUUCAGCUAGGAGUCUGCUCUCAGUUGCUGGAGCACAUAUAAGGAGGGAGAUGACAUGUUUCUCAACUAACUGUACGGCUUCAGCAGCAGCCUUUGGCCACACAGUGAGUCUGUGGGCUUGAGAGUGUACAGUUACACAGUGUUAAGGAAUCAAUGUUAUUUUAAGUAGCACAAAACUCAAAAGGGUGUCAUAAGGAGAGGACAUGUCAUCUCUCAAAGAUCUCAGCAAGUUUAUCAUGCUGCUCAGUCCAGGUUUGUUUUAAUAAAGGGUGACAUAUUAAGAUUUAUUCAUUUCCUAAACACCCAUGUUCGUGUGCACAAUGAAGGGACAUGUCUAUAUAAACUCCUGGGUAAGAUAUUAAAGGGAAAUUAUACUAUUUUUAAAAAAAUUCUGCAUAAGUACGAAUAGUCCAGAUGUAAACAGUCAUUCAGGUGCUUCAGCAUGAAAUGGUUCAUUGUAGAGAAACUUACUGACGCUUUCUUUUGGUGGUAAGAACCAGGGCUCAUGAUGUCUCCAAUGCAAAUAACAUUUUAGUUCCUAUCAAAAAUAGUCAGUGAACCGAAUGGGUUUUCAUAAGUCAUUGUAAAACAAUGUCUCUGAUAUGAGGCAGGGUAUUCCACACCUUUACUUGUAAUGACUUUCUGUAAGGGAGCCUUUGAAGAUGGUUCCUAUCACCACCACUGUGAACAAUUCUGACUUGGUACGUUUCUCUGAAAUGGAGCAUUUCAAACCGACCCACUGUAAAUGACUGUUUAUAUAUUAAAUUAAUUAAGUGGAACAGUUUAAAAAUUGGUGCAAUUCCCCUGCAUGAUGUAGGGCCGUAUUACUAACAGUCCCAACUGGCAAAACGGUAAUACCAAGCGUCAAAAUGACAUCUCGUCCAUUUUUGAUUUUUAUUAAUAUGAAUGAUCUUCAACAUCCAUUUCAUAGUUAUACAGCUGACUUUCUUACAUGUCUCUUGUGUUUUUCUUUUAUUUUAUUGUGUUUUCUAAAGACGCAUUCAGUCUGGUAUUUCACAACAGUGUGAAUGCCCAUAAAUCAAUAAUAAAUGGCUCUGCGUUUU
Messenger RNA from Pygocentrus nattereri (red-bellied piranha), 7378 nucleotides. It is a transcript of the gene grik4, whose product is annotated as glutamate receptor, ionotropic, kainate 4. Gene Ontology annotation, biological process: monoatomic ion transport; modulation of chemical synaptic transmission; synaptic transmission, glutamatergic. The record is from RefSeq and is a predicted model, not a curated record. Lineage: Eukaryota; Metazoa; Chordata; Actinopteri; Characiformes; Serrasalmidae. Gene Ontology annotation, molecular function: transmitter-gated monoatomic ion channel activity involved in regulation of postsynaptic membrane potential; kainate selective glutamate receptor activity. The coding region runs from base 1572 to 4472 and encodes 966 amino acids. The transcript has 22 exons. Gene Ontology annotation, cellular component: presynaptic membrane; postsynaptic membrane; plasma membrane.